AUGAAUGGGUAAGAGGAAGGUGGGAAGUUCUUUCUUUCUUUCUGGGUAAAGUGUAGAGAAGAGAGAAAUGAUGAACUAGCUAGAUGGGAAUACAAAUGUCUAAGGCAGUCAAUCUGCUGACCAGAUGGACGCCUGCGCCUAUUGACAUUUUGAGCCGCCAUGGAAUUGUGUAGCUUUAUUUGUUUGUUGUAAAGCAGACGACACUAUAUUCAACCUAAGAGCAUUGUUGCCUCAACACACGUGGAGGUAGAAAACCGACUUCCUAAUCUCCUUAUUUAAUCAAAGUUUGUCAUAUCCUUCACAAUUUGUUCAUCGGACUCCUCUUUUUCUUGCGUUUCUCUAAUUUUCUCUGGUGGGUUUGCUGAGUUUUAGCCUGAGAGUACCUUAAACAUCUUGCUUCACUGUUUCGGUGGAUUUUAAACAGCUGAAAUAGUCUAAAGAAGAGGAUUAAUUUAUAUAUCAUACAAUUAUGACUACAUGUUUCCCUUUAUUAUUUGGAAGGAGAGUAAAUCUUGUAAGGCUGUCUAAUGAGUUCUCCCAAGAACUCUCAGACAUCAACAAAGUCAAUAUUUACUCGUACAGAGAGCUAAGAAAUGCCACAGAUGGUUUCUCGCCCGCCAAUAAGAUUGGAGAAGGUGGUUUUGGUUCUGUUUAUAAGGGGAGACUUAGAAAUGGGAGGCUUGCUGCCAUGAAGGUUCUUUCAGCUCAGUCAAGGCAAGGGGUACAAGAGUUCUUGACAGAGAUUAAUAUUAUUUCGGCAGUCAAGCAUGAGAAUUUGGUGGAGCUUUACGGCUGUUGUGCAGAAGGAGACCAUAGAAUACUUGUCUACAACUACGUCGAGAAUAACAGUCUUACGCAGACACUUCUUGGUAAGGGUCAGAAUAGUAACAUCCAAUUUAAUUGGAGAACAAGAGCUAAAAUAUGCAUUGGGAUUGCUCGGGGGCUCGCCUUUCUUCAUGAUGAAGUGCAGCCAUACAUUGUUCAUCGAGAUAUUAAAGCUAGUAAUAUUCUCCUUGACUGUGACUUGACUCCUAAAAUUGCGGAUUUUGGUCUGGCAAAGCUUAUCCCAGCUCACAUGACCCAUGUUAGCACCCGCGUAGCAGGAACAUUAGGCUAUCUGGCACCAGAAUAUGCGAUAAGGGGACAAUUGACAAGAAGAGCAGAUACAUACAGUUUUGGUGUACUCAUUGUGGAAAUUGUUUGUGGUAGAAACAACACUAAUACACGCCUUCCUUUUGGAGAACAAUAUCUUCUAGAAAUGGCAUGGAAUCUGUACGAGAGAAAUGAACUAGUAACAGUUGUGGAUGCAUCUUUAGAAGGGCAUUUUGAUGCUGAUGAGGCCUGCAGGUUCUUGAAAAUUGGUCUUCUCUGCACACAAGACUCUCCGAAACUUCGUCCAUCCAUGUCCACAGUGGUCAAGAUGCUGACAGGGGAGAUUGACGUUAAUGAGAAGAUGAUAUCGAAACCAGGCUUGAUAUCGGAUAUGAUGGAACUCAAAGUUAAGAACAACAAUCCUGAUCCUAAGAUUGGUAAAAAGGAGGCAUCUUCUGAUUUCAAUUCAAAUUUCAAUUCAAAUUCAAAUUCCACGUUAUCGUCGGGAACCUCAUCUUGUCCAACCAUGACAUUUACUGAUAUAUGUGAUCGAAGCAUAUGAGAGUGAUUUUUCAUCGGUCAUAUGAACCAGUUUUGUGGGUUGAGAUGCUUGUUUUCUUGUAAAUUUGUAGAAAAAUGUGUGUUGUUCAAUUGAAGGAUUGAAGGUCAUAUGUUGCUGUCCUGUAAGUAGGAUUUUAGUAGAGUUUUGUAAUAUUGUGUGUUACCAAUCAAUUAAUUAAGCCAUUCAUUUAAUC
Impatiens glandulifera is the source of this 1847-nucleotide messenger RNA. RefSeq names its product cold-responsive protein kinase 1. The record is from RefSeq and is a predicted model, not a curated record. The coding region runs from base 470 to 1654 and encodes 394 amino acids. Gene Ontology annotation, molecular function: protein kinase activity; ATP binding. The transcript is spliced from 6 exons. Gene Ontology annotation, biological process: protein phosphorylation. Lineage: Eukaryota; Viridiplantae; Streptophyta; Magnoliopsida; Ericales; Balsaminaceae.